This is a messenger RNA of Bombina bombina (fire-bellied toad), 2414 nucleotides long. It is a transcript of the gene FST, whose product is annotated as follistatin. Gene Ontology annotation, molecular function: activin binding; protein binding. The record is from RefSeq and is a predicted model, not a curated record. NCBI's taxonomy places the organism in Eukaryota, Metazoa, Chordata, Amphibia, Anura, Bombinatoridae. The transcript is spliced from 6 exons. Gene Ontology annotation, biological process: regulation of BMP signaling pathway; multicellular organism development; negative regulation of activin receptor signaling pathway. Bases 420 to 1451 code for a protein of 343 amino acids.
ACUGCUUCCACAAGUGCUUUAUUCGUCUCUGGCUUAGCAGCUCCUGCAGAAGUUUUUUUUUUUUUUUACUUUCUGUUGGAACUAAGCAAUUAGCAAACACCAACUCAGUUGCAUUUUUGUUUGGAUUUACCUACAUCACUUCAUUGGGAAAAAAGGGUUUUUUUUUUCAGAAGGUGGAAAAUGUCACCUGAUUCACUCUGAUUUUUUUUUUUUUUUUUUUUUAAUCUCCCCACCCCCAAACACACACACAUUAGGAGACCGCCCACCGCAGACAGUUAAGACCCCCUUAUAGAUUUAAAGAGAGACUGCAUUCAGACUCUGACGUUCAUUCAAUAAGGGCGAUCAUAAGCAGAGUACAGAGUUCUGAGUAUUCCACUAUCACUUGAGGUUGUUGCUGCUUCUGCUCACUGGAACUGAGGAUGUUAAAUCAGAGAAUUCAGCCGGGCAUGGUUUUUCUUCUGACCAUAUCUCUUUGCCACUUAAUGGAAGACCGCACAGUAGACGCUGGGAAUUGUUGGCUCCAGCAGUCGAGGAACGGACGAUGCCAGGUCCUCUAUAGGACAGAACUGACUAAAGAGGAAUGCUGCAAGACUGGCAGGUUGGGGACCUCCUGGACAGAGGAAGAUGUACCCAACAGCACCCUCUUCAAAUGGAUGAUAUUUAACGGUGGGGCCCCCCACUGCAUACCCUGCAAAGAAACCUGUGAGAACGUUGACUGUGGACCAGGGAAGAAAUGUAAAAUGAACAAGAAGAACAAACCUAGAUGUGUAUGUGCUCCGGAUUGCUCCAAUAUCACUUGGAAAGGUCCCGUGUGCGGACUGGAUGGAAAAACUUACAAAGAUGAAUGUGCUCUUCUUAAAGCCAAAUGCAAAGGAAUCCCGGAGCUGGAUGUGCAGUACCAAGGCAAAUGUAAAAAGACCUGUAGGGAUGUGUUAUGUCCAGGCAGCUCUACUUGUGUGGUGGAUCAGACCAAUAAUGCCUACUGUGUGACAUGUAAUCGGAUUUGCCCGGAGCCCACCUCCCCUGAACAGUAUCUCUGUGGGAAUGAUGGAAUAACCUACGCCAGUGCUUGUCACCUGAGGAAGGCUACCUGCCUGCUGGGCAGAUCCAUUGGAUUAGCCUACGAGGGGAAAUGCAUCAAAGCCAAAUCAUGUGAAGACAUUCAGUGCAGCUCUGGGAAAAAGUGCCUGUGGGAUGCCAGGGUGGGCAGAGGUCGCUGCGCCCUCUGUGACGAGCAGUGUGCUGACAGCAAGUCUGAUGAAGCAGUGUGUGCCAGUGACAACACCACCUACCCCAGCGAGUGUGCCAUGAAACAGGCAGCCUGCUCACUUGGGGUUCUAUUGGAAGUCAAACACAGCGGAUCUUGCAACUCCAUUAAUGAAGAUACUGAGGAAGAAGAAGAGGAAGAGGACCCGGACUACAGCUUUCCUAUAUCUCCAGUUCACUGGUAAAACCUCCAUAAUGUUUGGAACAGCCCUUGGGCAAGAAAUGAUGUCCAUACUGUACAUAGCUGUAUGCUUAUUUAUUUUGGGAAAAAAGUAUACAUAUAGUUGAGUCUGGUAGACAUUUAUUUAUAUACUGUGUCAUGUUUUAUAAUUUAUACAUAAAAUGUCUGUUUGACUGUACACCUUGUUUUUAAGAAAUAUAUUCGUUAAAGGAAGAGCAGUGUUAUUUAUUGUGGGGUACCUUUGCUUGUAAAGUAAAACAAAUGAUUUUUCUUAUAAACUGUAAGUCCAUUCCUUAUAGCUGACCGACUUCACUGUCAUCUCUAAUUUCACCAGUGUUAAACCAUGUUUUUCCCCCUUUUUGAUCAAUUUGCAUGUAAGUUUCUCUAUGUUUAUUUAUUGGAUUUUCUUCUUCAGUUCUGCACAUACAUCCUUAGGCUUUUUUGUUUACAAUGAAUCUUGACUGACCAAAAAUGGCUGCAGCAGAGAUUAAGCAAAUAGAUAAUGAUUCAACAUGGUUAUCUUAAAGAAAAUGAUCCAUUCCACUUAUUUACACUUUUAUUUUUGUUUUAAUAUAGCUACCUGGAUAUCCAAAACAUUUUUUUUUUAAAAAGGACUCUAACUUUUCCUGUUGAAAAAGACUUCAUUUUAUCUAUGUAUUUAAUGUGGAUGUUUCAUUACACCAUCAAAAUUUGUCCUAAAAUAAUACCAAACAAUCAGCUUUUUAAAUAUAUAUCAAAGAUGUUAUCAGUCCAAGUUUCUUGCUUUUCAUACAACAUUUUUUUUUUUUUUUGUUUUCUGAUUGAAUUUUAUAUUUUCAAACAUGGCAAGUUAAAUAUAAAUUCAUUUAAAUAUAUAGUUUUGUACUUUUUUACCAUGUAAAUGUCCAAUGUAUAUAAAAGUUAUAAUGUGUAUUUGUAAAUAAGUUAUGGGUGAAAAAUAAAAAUGGAAUUUUCCUAUGCACUGCUA